Molecule: messenger RNA, 907 nt
Organism: Mycotypha africana
Lineage: Eukaryota; Fungi; Mucoromycota; Mucoromycetes; Mucorales; Mycotyphaceae
Exons: 4
Coding region: 229-753 (174 amino acids)
Source: RefSeq, a predicted model, not a curated record
UCCAUCGUCGAAGUUCACUAAUGGUAAAUUACUUGAUCAAGUGCAAUGAUAUCCCUGACAAAACAUAACUCAUGAAUGUCGUAUAACAGCCUAAAUCAAAAGCACUUUUGAGAGUGAUAGACCAAGCGGAUGUGAGUUAUUGUUUUUAUCUUCACUACGUAAAAAGGAGAAAUCUAAACAUAGUUCAUAUAUGGAACAUAGGAAGAUACACAUUUAGCAGACAUAGAAAUGAGAAGAGAGCAUGAUACAACACAACAGCUAAAACAGAUCGAUAAUGAAAUAGCAGAGCAUUACCAAGGUGUUCCUCCCGCUUCUUGGACAAAAGUGGAUAUGCCUUUAUAUCAAUGUUCAAGGCUUAAUCCAGAGAUCGAAAUGACCAGUUUCCAAUUAGAAAACAUAACAUGUCCGAGCCCACAGCAACAGCAACAAUAUAAAAGUAUCAAACGAAAAGCAUCCGAGGAUCGCUUUGAUUCUUUCCCUACUCCGCUAGGUCUAAAACGAAGGGCUGUUUCUCCUUCACUGUCGCUAAACGGCUCACCUGUUUUAACAGGUUAUAAUAGCCCGCCCACGACAGGUUUAGCCUUCUUUGGGAACGUUGGAAAUAAUACUGGUAGUAGUAACAGCAGUGUUCAAAGUGCCGGCAGCAGUAGUGGUACGUCUUUGAAUGCUGCGGCAAGAGCACAACAAAAAGGCAGUACAUUCAAUCUACACGAGGCUAGCGGUGGCCUUAGCAGAAUGUCUUUAAGUGAAUAGCAAUCUAUCUUUGCUCAGGCAUCACCCCGACGUUCACUAUUCAUCAUGCUCUUACAUACUCAUCUUACAUAAUAUACCAAUUUCCUUUCAUCAUCUACCUUUACCUUAUACAAUAAAUUUAUAAUUUACCAUCGGCCUCUGUCCUAUCUAUAAC